UUGCAGAUGCAGACAGAUGUGCCCGAAGACAGACUCAGCAAUGAGGAGAAGGCGACCACGUGUGACAGUAUGACUCUGUCCAGCACGCCGACAGCUCGCAGAGGAAGCACUCCUCUGCCACUGAAGCACCAGCUCAGACGAGAAGAAGCUGUGCACGAUGACUGCGACUGGACAUCAGGGGCUGCCGGGCCCUCUGCGUCACCGAUCCGCUUCGGUCCAGCCUUGGACGUCACUCCGACCGUGGCGGUGGAGGGCCGACCUGAUGGACCUCUAAGGAUCGCCCUGCUGGGGCAGAACGGCGUGGGGAAGUCUUCUCUGGCCCUCGCCCUCGCUGGGGACAUGGACAGGACGGCCUCUGUGGAUUCUGAUGGGGAGGGAUACGUGUGCACGGUCACAGUGGAUGAGGAGGAGAGCGCCAUCAUUAUCUUUGACAACUGGAGACAGGACCUGUCGGCUCUGCAGUGCGAGGUGUGUGUCCUGGUGUUUUCAGUGACUGACAGGCGCAGCUUCCACCGCACCGCCCAACUCCGACUCCUUUUGAGAGAGAUUCGGCCCCAAACUCCCAUCAUCCUCGUUGGUAAUAAGAGUGACCUUGUCCGCACACGUGAGGUCCCCUCUCAAGAGGCCAUGUCCAGCGCCGCCCUAUUCAACUGUCUCUUCCUGGAGAUCUCUGCCUCUCUGGACCACCGCACCCUAGAGCUCCUGGAGUGUGCGGUGCGACUAGCCAGGGGCCAGUCCCCGUGGCCCCCGGGGAUGAGCGCGGAGGACUUGAGCGGAGGAGGCCAACGCGAGAGCAUCACCUCCCGUGCCAAACGUUUCCUGUCCAGCCUGGUGCCCCGGUACCCACGAGAGCGGGAGGCGGGCAAGUUCCUGAGGCAGAAGUCCCGCUCGUGCCAUGACCUGGGGGCGCUGUGA
This is a messenger RNA of Limanda limanda (common dab), 915 nucleotides long. Its product is annotated as GTP-binding protein REM 2-like. The transcript has 5 exons. Gene Ontology annotation, cellular component: plasma membrane. NCBI's taxonomy places the organism in Eukaryota, Metazoa, Chordata, Actinopteri, Pleuronectiformes, Pleuronectidae. The record is from RefSeq and is a predicted model, not a curated record. Bases 7 to 915 code for a protein of 302 amino acids. Gene Ontology annotation, molecular function: GTP binding; GTPase activity; calcium channel regulator activity.